AUGAACAUUUUAAACGUUGACGUACUGCCUCCUCCUGGUCACGAUGGGGACGACGAAGCCGGUGAAAACCCGACUUUCAUACGUCUUUCUUCUACUUCUGGGCUACAAGACAGUAGUGAUGAUCCUAAUCGUCCCCAUUCUCAUCGUUCUGGAGCUCGUAGACGUCGUAAAAUUGACAAAGGUAUUCAGCUGAUUCUACUUCGAAAGUAUGUGCAAUGCGCGAAGCAAUUUAACCGAUUACCCGAUCAAAUAACAACGGAGCAAUUACUAGAACAGGGUUAUGAUGAAUUUUACUAUCAAGGAGGGAAUUUAAAUGAGCCUCGGUUAAGUUAUACGGCAUUUCUUAAGCUGGUCCGUAAUAGGAGAAGUGAAGUGGUGAAAUUGACACGAGGAAACAAUUCUACUCGUCAAAGAGGCUCAAGUAGACGCUGUCACAAGGAACAGAUGGAGAUUCGAGCACUUAUUGAUGAGUUGGAGCACGUUCGGCAUGCUCAACCACGCGGUACGCUGGAUUAUGACGCUGUGAGUACUACUUCAGGCAGUGAAAAUUCCCGCGCCAUGAUGACGGACACGUCCGUGCCGUUUCUGUCGGAUGCGUCGUCGAUUAUGGGAGAUACAGGAACUGAUGGAGGAGUGUCGGCGGGAGACUUAUCUACAGCAGAGACGUACUCGUCUGUCAUUUCAGUAACGGACGGAAGAAAUGACGACGUGAUCGUCGCGCGGACCAAGCUGGAUUUGAUGCUGAGAGUGGCGCAAGAGACGCUUAUGGCGCAGAAGAAGAUUUUGGAGGAGGUCCGAGCAAUGGAACAGCGCAUUGAAGGCUAUCACUAG
This is a messenger RNA of Peronospora farinosa, 831 nucleotides long. Lineage: Eukaryota; Oomycota; Peronosporomycetes; Peronosporales; Peronosporaceae. The record is from the annotation of a GenBank genome assembly.